AAUCGUCAUCAAUCGGUGCCAGCCCUGGUGAUGUUUGGCAACCUUCAGGUCAAAAAGCAAAACAAGAAAAACUAGACGAUUUUUAAAUUCUACAGGGAAAAUGUUACGAAAUUGCGCAUUAUUUAAUUUCAAGCGGUUCUUCCUUGGCAAUAUACCGAGAAACUUCAGCUUAGAUACUGACCCUGUUGCAGCCGGCAGCACGCAACAACAACAACAACAGAAUGCAGAAACAGCUCGAGAAGUGAAACAUCAUGAGAACUUGGCGGCAGUUUGGUGGAACAAGAAUGGACCAAUGGCAGCGUUGCAUGCUCUAAACGAAAUCAGAGUUCCACUAAUUCGCGAUGGACUUGUUGCGCGCGGCACCGUCCAGUCGAAUUACAUAAACACAACAAAAGUCUUGAAUGGCCAACGCUUAUUGGAAGUUGGCUGUGGUGCUGGCUUAUUGGCUGAGCAACUAGGACGACUUGGCGCUCAAAUAACUGGCAUUGAUCUAGGAGAAGUCCUUAUCAAUACGGCUCGUUCUCAUUUGACUGAUUUUAGUCCCGAACUAUGCUCUAAAGUUGAAUACAAAGUGGAGCCAAUUGAUCAGCAUGCCAAAACAAAUGGUGAACUGUACGAUGCAGUUAUAGUUUCUGAAGUUCUGGAGCAUGUCGAUGAUAAGGUUGCACUGCUGGAAGCUUGUGUUCGAACGCUCAAGCCUGGCGGCUCAAUUUUUAUAACAACAAUGAACAAAACAUUGCCCAUGUGGCUCAGCGGUGUUGUACUUGGCGAAAAUGUGCUGAAUUUAGCACCCAAAGGCACGCAUCACUGGGAUAAAAUGAUUGCUCCUCUAGACGUGCAGCGCAUAUUAGACACAAUGAACUGUCAAACUGUUCUGAUAAACGGCAGCACCUACGACUUUUGGAGAAACACUUGGCGCUGGAUAAACUCGACACAAUUAUGUUACGCUUUACAGGCGAUUAAGCAAGUACAAACAGAAUGUAGCUGAAUAAAUUUAUUUACGAGCUAA
Drosophila innubila is the source of this 1009-nucleotide messenger RNA. RefSeq names its product ubiquinone biosynthesis O-methyltransferase, mitochondrial (gene Coq3). Bases 101 to 988 code for a protein of 295 amino acids. The transcript has 4 exons. Gene Ontology annotation, biological process: ubiquinone biosynthetic process. The record is from RefSeq and is a predicted model, not a curated record. Gene Ontology annotation, molecular function: 2-methoxy-6-polyprenyl-1,4-benzoquinol methyltransferase activity. Lineage: Eukaryota; Metazoa; Arthropoda; Insecta; Diptera; Drosophilidae.